Messenger RNA from Cokeromyces recurvatus, 993 nucleotides. Its product is annotated as SMAD/FHA domain-containing protein. The record is from RefSeq and is a predicted model, not a curated record. The transcript is spliced from 4 exons. Gene Ontology annotation, biological process: mRNA splicing, via spliceosome; maintenance of RNA location. Gene Ontology annotation, molecular function: mRNA binding; protein binding. Gene Ontology annotation, cellular component: nucleus. NCBI's taxonomy places the organism in Eukaryota, Fungi, Mucoromycota, Mucoromycetes, Mucorales, Mucoraceae. Bases 53 to 793 code for a protein of 246 amino acids.
UUUUUUUUUUUUUAAUUUUAACUAAUAUUUUUUACAUACUUUAUUUUUCACCAUGGGCUCACCAUCAAGAUAUAGUCGAUCAUCCAGAAAAUCUCAUUCUAGAUCGAAAUCACCUUCAAUAAAGCACGAACGAUUUUCACGUUCUCGUUCACCAUCUCACCGACGAGAAGGAAGAUCUCGCUCACCAUCUAGAAGAUACCGAACACGGUCUCGUUCUCCACGACGUGAAAAGGAUAAUCGUAGAACAAAUAAUGAUAGAAGAAGUAAUAAAAGAUUUGAAUGGGGACGACCAGAAGACAAUGCACAAACAGAAAGAGAAGAACCUGUACAAAAAAUCGAACCUAAUUUUGGACUUUCAGGAAAUUUAGCAGCAGAAACGAAUACAGUAAAUGGUGUACAGCUUAAAUAUAAUGAGCCUCCUGAAGCAGCAAAGCCCAAAUUAAAAUGGAGACUUUAUGUUUUUAAAGGCGAUGAACAAAUUGACAUAUUACAUAUUCAUAGACAAAGUUCAUAUUUGAUCGGUCGCGAUCGAACGGUAGCUGACAUUCCUGUCGAUCAUCCUUCAUGUUCAAAGCAACAUGCAGUAUUGCAAUAUAGAAUAAUUACAGAAGAAGAUAGCAAUGGGAAGCCUCAAAAAGUUAUAAAACCCUUUAUUAUCGAUCUUGAAGCAACAAAUGGUACUUUUCUUAACGGUGAUCAGAUUCCUCAGACACGUUUUGUUGAGUUAAGGGCUAAAGAUAUUCUUAAGUUUGGUAAUAGUACAAGAGAAUAUGUUCUCCUACAUGCAGAAUAAAUUAUAUAUCAUAGUUACAUAUCCAUUAUCUUAUUUGCAAUAUAUGUUUUGCAUAACUAAAGGAAUUGAAAAUUUGGAAAAAAAAAUCAUGUUAGCUCUGAAUAUUUAACUUAUGGCAAUAGCCAUCUUUAUCUGUAAAUUCAUUCAAAGUAUUUAUAAACAAAUGAAUCCUGUCCUUCAUGUCUAUACAUAGUUUUUAU